AUGUAUUAUUAUUUGUUUAUAUCCGGUAUUGCCUUUGAAAGUUUAAUAUAUAAAUGCAAGUGGGGCGCCGCUGCUGAGGAUCUUUCGUCUCCUGUUAUCUUGGAACAUGAAAAACGACAGGAAUUUAAAAGUGUUUCUUUUUUAAAACGUGAUCCUAUUGCUGAAGAAUGA
Molecule: messenger RNA, 171 nt
Organism: Dentiscutata erythropus
Lineage: Eukaryota; Fungi; Glomeromycota; Glomeromycetes; Diversisporales; Gigasporaceae
Source: the annotation of a GenBank genome assembly